This is a messenger RNA of Ambispora leptoticha, 861 nucleotides long. The record is from the annotation of a GenBank genome assembly. NCBI's taxonomy places the organism in Eukaryota, Fungi, Glomeromycota, Glomeromycetes, Archaeosporales, Ambisporaceae.
AUGUCGGGUACAAUCGAGAAAAUAAACCCUAAUCUUCCAAUCUACAUUGAAAGAUGUCAGAAUCCGGAUAACAGCCCAAUCAAUGUGGUGAUAAUGUUCGGAUGGACGAAUAGUAAUCUUAAAAAUGUUUCAAAAGUUGCGUCUUACUGGCGAAAGAGAGGAAACUUUCAUAUUAUGUAUUGGAUUGCUCCAGCUUUUCCUUACAUUUAUUUCACUGGCAAGGCUACGCAAGCAUGUGCUGCAUUUAUUCCGUAUCUUCAAGAAUUUGGUAUCUUGCCAACCACAGGUGACGACGAUGACUCUUUCCAUAGUCGAAUAAAACCAAAAUUGAUUGCGCACGCAUUCUCAAACGGCGGUGCAACAGGCCUCGCUGGUCUUGCCGAAUCAUGCAGAAUACAAAACCUUCCAUUGCAUUAUUCUGCUUUAAUCAUCGAUUCAGCUCCCGGAACCCGAAGCAUCUUCACUUUUUAUCGAAUAUUUACAGUCGCACAAAAAAAUCCCAUAAAGAAAUUUUUUCUGGCAAUCUUUGUUGAAUCAUUAUUUUUGUUCAUUGGGCUUCCGUCAAUGCUACUUUAUUCUCUUUUUACGGGUCAAAAGGGUCUCAUAAAAUUUUUUACGGAUGUUUUGUUUGAACAUAAUUCCGUGAAAGAUUCGCCCAGAUUGUUCAUUUAUUCGAAAACUGAUAAGUUGGUCCCUUCAUCAUCGAUAGAAGAGGUGAUAGCGAAAAGCGAAAGAUUAAAUGGUGAUAAAACGAGAAAAUUGUGUCUCGAGGAAAGUGAUCAUGUGAGGCAUUGGGCUACGCAUAUGGAGAUUUAUGAGAAAGCCGUAGAUAAUUUUGUAGAUGAAUUUAAUAUACUUUGA